AAUAUCUUGAAUUUUCAAUUCUAGAAAAACAUUUCUCGAUUUUCCUCGCGCUGUCUCUCUCCUCAGAAUAAAACCCUAAUUCCAGUAUCCGUGUCCUCUCGUUCUCUCUUUCCUCCUUCGAAUCUAUCUUCACAGUCUCUCUCCUCUGUAAAUCCAUGGCGACCUUUGAAAAUGGCGGAGCAGGCGGCAAAUUUCGCAAGAAGCCAUUUCGUAAAACCCAAGCUACGCCGUACGAUAGGCCAACUACUGCUUUACGACCUACUCAGCUUGUCGGUGGUCAGAGAGAGAAUGAUAAUGGCUGGUUAUCGAAGCUUGUGGAUCCAGCUUCUCGUCUCAUCACGGCUGGUGCUCAUAAGCUUUUCUCUUCUGUUUUUCGCAAACGCCUUCUUCCACCACCUGCCCCUCCUCGUUCUCCUGCGCCUGAUGAGACAACGGAGAUUGGGAUCAUGCAGCCAGAAAUUACUUCAUUGGUUGCUCCUUCUGGCUCCAAGGAAGCAGUUGUCAGCAAAGGAAGCAUUCCGAGCAUAGUAUCUGACCGUGUCGGGGUAGCUGAGUUGGAAGAUAUCUUGAAGCAGAAGACCUUUACCAGAUCCGAGAUAGAUCACCUAACUACGCUGUUGCUGUCGAGAACUUCUGAUAGUUCUGUUGAAGUUGAGAAGGGAAAGGAGAACCCCAAUUUUUCGGACAAUAAGGCUGUUCGUAAUAGACAUGAAGUUUCUGAUAAUCUCCCUACUCUUGUAAACAUAGCUGAGCGUGCCGCAAUUUCAACUCCUGUUGGGAGAUCAAAGGUGGUUGAAGAUGUUUCUUCCCCAGCUGAGCUUGCUAAAGCAUACAUGGGUUGCAGGCCCACAAAAGCCCACCCUUCAGCAUCAGUAGUGAAAAAUGAAAUGCUGAGCGAGGACCUUUCUGCUUAUAAUUCUUUCUUACGACCGAAAUUACAAUCCAUGUCUGUUAUUCAGAAGCCUGCCAGUGAAAUUAGAGCAUCUUCUAAUGGUUUUAUGACUCCUCGUUUUCGUGGAAGAUCAGCAAUAUACAGCAUGGCUCGUACACCAUAUUCCAGGCCUCAGCCAACAGAAGUAUUAAAGGCUGCUGAAACUGAUUUUAAUAUCCAUGGUGCAUCACCAUCAUCUCAUAAUGCCACAGAGAUUCAACAGUUUAGUGCACCCCAUAGACAGGUUCUGAAGCGCAGGAGUUCAGUCCUGGAAAAUGACAUUGGGUCUGUUGGUCCCAUUCGCAGGAUUCGUCAAAAACCUAAUCUUCUGCCCCAUAAAACUUUGUCUCGGCCACCUGCUGGAGUUGCGCAUGUAAAGCAUGAAUCCGAGUGUCCUACAGAUUUUUCUAAAGUGCCACCUUCCAUUGAAUGGAGUUCUAACCCCCAUUCUUCAUCAAAAGCACUUCCAGAUACUGACAUGCCUAGUACAAGCAAUGGAUAUGUUCCGUCACAGUCUAUUGAGAUGGCUGAAAAAAUCUUUCAACAACUUGACAAAUUUACUUCAAAAGGAAAGUCUCCUGAAAAGAAAUUUGACGUGGGAGGGAGUUCAAUUGGGAAAAAAACUUUAGAAAUUCGUGAUGGAUCUCCUCGUAAGAACAUGAAUACUGUAGACUCAUUGAAGAUCCUGCAGACUAAAGAUAUUAGGAAGGAAAAUGUUUCGUUAGACUCUCAUAGUAAUGCUCUUAAUCACUCACCUAAGACAUCACAGAAGGCAGAAGAAGGUAAGUUAAAAAAGAUUUCCUUUGUUGAAGAUGCUGCAGAAGCUGAAACUCCGAGCAAGUCUUUGGAUAAUGUGAAUGCACAGUCAAGCUUUAGCCAUCAGCAAAAGAAACGGGCAUUUCAAAUGAGUGCGCAUGAGGAUUUUCUGGAUCUGGAUGAUGAUGUGCUUGCAAAUGGUGUUUCAUCAAGUCCAAUAGUGGAAAGCGAUCAACUGGUUAAAAGCCCCAUCUCUGAUAAUGCUCCUGAAAGCGCUAGAAACUCAGUGGGUAAGACUCCAUCUCCAGAAGAAAAUCCAUUGACGAACAUGUUCGGCACAAACAAAGAAGGGUCGUUACCAGAUGGGCGUAUCCCUGUUUCUCCGUCAGGUUCAUCUGCUGCUAACACAAUUGCACAAUCAGCCGUGAGUUCUCCUAUGUCACCAUCUGCUGUGGAUAGAACUGCUUCACAGAGUGAAAAAAGUAACGAGAUCACUGCAUUUUGCUCAAACUCUGACAAGGUGGUUCCAUUUUCAUUUUCUUCAUCCCCCAAUGUUCAAUCUGCAGCCGUGAAAGACAUGAAAAUGGAGUUGCCAAGCAGUGCAUCCAAUGCCAUAGUCAAAUCAGAUGACCGUGAUACCACUGACAAGAAGAGGGCCUUUCUAUUUGCGGAUGAGACUAAGAAAAUGGGUUCCCCUUCGUCUACAUUGAGCUCAGCUAAAGGCUUAUUUCCCUCUGGAGUACUGUCUAAUGGGGCAGCUGUAAGCAAUGGAUCACCCAUUUCUGCACCAGUAACAAUGGGUGUGUCAUCUCCCACUGAAAUAUCAAGCAUUUCAAUAGCUCAGAGUCUUGCUCCUGUAUCAGUGUCAUCAGCAUCGUUUCCCUUUACUAGUGGCAAUGCUUUAUCUAGCUCUAAUGCUGCCGGAACUGUAACCAGCAUUUCUGCAAAUAACUUGUCUACCUCUGGCAGCAGCAGUAGUCACUUAACUACCUCAAUAACAACUGCACCGUUUUUGUUUGGAAACAGUUUUCAAACGGGAUCUUCAGCACCUUCAUCUACCUCAUCAACAGUGGUGACUACAUCUUUGGAGUCUGCUGCGAAAUCUGAUGCUAAAUCUAAUGAGACCGGAUUUGCCAAUGUGACUAGUAGUCUCUUCACUGCUCAACCUUCUGGAACUGCCAGUUUAAGCAAUGAUAAUUCUGUAUUUGGUAUAUCUGCCUUCAAAACCACCAGUAGUGAAACUCAAACUGCUGCUUCAUCUGUUAAGAAUACCUUUGGUGUUCAAGCACCAUCUUCUGGUAUUUCAGUCUCAACAAUGAUAUCGAGCUUCUCUAGUCAGUCCGCGUCAUCUACCUCAUCUCCUGUGUUUGGGUUGAGUGGACCAGCUAGUUUCAGUGCUACUGUAUCUACAUUUUCUAAUCCAUUCACUUCGGGUUCUUCAUCAGCAUCAAGUGUUUCGAGUUCCUCCUCUGCAGUGAGUGCACCUGUUAGUUCUGGCAAUAAUACACCCUCUGGCGUAUUUGGUUGGCCAUCUCCUAAUCCUGCUGCUCCUUUUGGCACAACAUCACAAUCUAGUGGGUUUUCAUUUGGAUUAAAACCCUCCGAGUCAUCUACAGCUAGUAAAAGCACCCCAAUUGUGUUUGGAGCUACCUCUAGCUCUUCAACAGCAAGUAACAGUGCUCCAUUUGUUUUCGGAACUAGCUCACCAGCGGCUUCUAUUUUCCCAGCCCCUUCGGCGAUGUCCACGCCUGGUGCACCCAGUACCGCCUUUCCGUCUCAGCCAACAUUUGGUAGCUCUACUCCACAACCAUUUGCUUUUGGUUCAACUCCUGUUGGAAAUAAUGAUCAAAUGAGCAUGGAAGAUAGCAUGGCUGAGGAUUCUGUCCAAGUUUCGACGCCUGCAGCUCCAGUUUUUGGUGCACCUAUAUCUGCCCCCAUUUCCGCGCCAUCAAGUGGCUUUGUGUUUGGUGGAGCAGCACCAACCCCAGGAAAUCCGUUUCAAUUUGGUGGGCAGCAGAGUCAAGUUGGUUCCCAGACCACCACACCAUUUCAGCUCACUGGUAGUCUAGAAACUAAUGCUGGUGGUGCUGGGAGUUUUUCACUAGGAAGUGGUGGUGCUGAUAAUAAAUCAAAUCGUAGAAUCGUGAGAGUAAAAAAGGGAAUUCGGAGAAAGUGAAUUUAUUUGUUGGAAAGACCUGGUUUCGCUUGGGUGUACACGCUAAUGACCAGAUCUCUGGAAAGCUCGAAAACAGGCGUUUUUCAUUUCAAAAGUUGCGAUUUUGGUGAUAAAUUACCAUUUACAAGGCCUAGAUUCACAAUUUUGAAUUUCUUUGUAGAUGGUAAAGAUUUGUAUUUGUAAUAAUUUUAGUAGUUGAAGUUUUAGAAUCAUGUCUUCUGUACUAUUUGUGUACUAAAAAGUAUUCUUACAAGUUUUUGGAAAACACUAGAGUGAA
Molecule: messenger RNA, 4140 nt
Organism: Amaranthus tricolor (Joseph's coat)
Lineage: Eukaryota; Viridiplantae; Streptophyta; Magnoliopsida; Caryophyllales; Amaranthaceae
Product: nuclear pore complex protein NUP1
Exons: 9
Coding region: 156-3863 (1235 amino acids)
Biological process (GO): nuclear membrane organization; poly(A)+ mRNA export from nucleus
Cellular component (GO): nuclear envelope
Source: RefSeq, a predicted model, not a curated record